GAACCGACGGGCCUACGGUGUAACAGUGGCACACGGAGUUAUAGUGUUGUGUUGUGAAGUGUUACGGAUUUUUUUGCCAUGGUAUUAUAAUGGUGAUAAACUGUUAACAUUGGAAUGACCUCCAACGCGGUCACAGUGUGUCAAGCCUCUCUUGAAGAUGAAAUGCUCCUGGCCCACGGCAGUGUUCUUUUUGAUAUGCUUAACGCAGACCACUACCGGACAUAGGCCUCUCCCGUUCAAAAGGCUCUGCAAUGAUGUUGCAUCGAAGAGGAAUCACACACUGAAACCCAGAGUAGUUCUGCCGGAAAACUAUGUCAAAGAAAUGCGGCCACCGGCGCGUAAGGGCCAGCCGGUUAUCGUGGAGUUCAGCAUCUACGUAGUAGACGUCAACUCCAUCAAUGUUGAGGACAUGGAUUUCAGAGUGGACAUGUUCAUAAGGCAGACUUGGAGUGAAAGUCGACUACAGCUACCGGAAGACAUCUUCGAGGAAGGUGAUGACCACGUAACCUUACCGCCAGAAUUCUUUGACAACCUCUGGCAUCCAGACCCUUACUUUUUGAACUCCAAGGUCACAGAAAUCGCCGAACUAACUCACAAGUUUUCAUCAGUGACGCUGUACAGAAAUCAAACCGUGCGGUAUUCAGCCAGGAUGCACGCGAUCAUCGCCUGCCAAAUGGAAUUUCAACUUUAUCCCAUGGACAUACAGUCGUGUCCCAUUUACAUUGAAAGCUUCUCAUACAGUAAUCAAAAAGUCCGGUUUCGUUGGAGCGAAGCCGGUGUCACAAUUAACCCGGAGCUGAAACUUCUGCAAUAUCACAUCGGAGAGCCAUUGAGGCUUGAGGAAACUAAUGGAUACAUGAUCGAUAAAGACGGUAACUACUCAAGAUUAGUAGUAUACUUCAGGUUCGAGAGGCAAAUCGGUCAUCACUUGAUCCAAACCUUCGCUCCAUCUUCUCUAGUCGUGAUGUUAUCCUGGUUCAGUUUCUGGCUAGAUCUGGAUGCAAUUCCUGGACGAGUGACGUUAUUAGUAACAUGCAUGUUGACGUUAGUCACCAUGUUCACUGGACUGAGGGCUGAUAUUCCACCAGUGGCUUAUGUAAAGGCUCUAGACCUUUGGAUGGCUGGCUGUAUGAUGUUCGUAUUUGCUGCUCUCGGAGAGUUUGUCGUCGUCAAGGUGUUGGACAAGCAAUAUCAGAUGAACAAGACCAAAGCCCAGGAGUCCAUGCCAAGGAUCAUUCCGGUGCGUUUGAAUGGAGAGAAGGGUUCUUGUGGGACCCUGGCGGCUUGGGAGGGCAGCCAGGUCAGGUGUCGUAAGGUGGACCUGACGUCUCCUACGUCACCUCCAGCAGCCACGCCGGCAGUGCACCCGGCACCAUCAGCUACGCAUGCCACCGCUCACCUGGUCGGCGUUGAACGACGGCAGAGCAUUCUUCAGGUUGCCUGGCUAGACGCCGACACAGGUCAAGAACGAGUGCUGUGGAGGGAGAUCGACAAACUCUCUCGAGUGGUAUUCCCAGCACUAUUCCUCCUCUUCGUCACCAUGUACUGGCCUGUCCUCCUCCUCAAAACGAAGACCUCUUCAUAACAAUUAGAUUUCUCGAGCCACACUGUCGCUGCCUAAAAACAUUGGUCGCAAAUCAAUGUUGUAUUAAGGCUUCAGAAAUGCCUCUAAUGUCGACUGAAAGUCAUGUAAGCACAAAAUGAAAGGCUUUACUGAAUCGACUAGGUUAUUACUUAUUAGGCCUUUUGAAUUAUUUCGUAUGAAAUGUCAUAUUGGAGUUUCUGAAUGUUGGUUUUGUCGGGGAUUAAAUGAAAGGUAACCGCACAGUUACGAAUAUUGCUCGCGUUACGUAACAUAACACUGUGACUGUCGUGGCGAGUUUUUUUUGCUUGAUAGGACUUUUUAAAAUGUGAAGGCAUUUAUACUGAGUGCUAUAGUAGUUUGGCUCGAAGAUAAGAAGACAAAAACCAAGAAAAAGUCUCCUUAGGAUUUACAUAAGUCAGUAAAAAACUAGAACACUUUGAUCUCAAAGUGUGACAUCGAAACGAGGGCUCUUUUGCGUUCGAGUUCUGUGUUAAUCUAACAGCUCGGUUUUAUUUUCAAAGGUAUAGCGACGAAAUUAUCUCGAUUAAAAAUAUUGUAGGAAUCUACAGCUCAAUUUGUUUUUUGCGAACAAGAAAAUCUCAAAAUUUUCGUGAGAGAGGAAAAAUACAACGAUGUUGCUACCCUAUGAAAUAUACUUGAACAAAAAAAAUUUUAGGAGAAUGUACAGUUAUUAGUUUUUAAAAAGGGUGAGGGUAUCUUGAAUGUAGAUAUAGUUAUAAGUAGAUGCUUGAAAAUAUUUUCAAAAAUUAUAAUAAAAUAUGAGACACAAACGUAACAAAAAAAAAUGCACAAAAUAAAGUCGUAAACUAUGUGGAGAUGUUUAAAGAUUUAUAUUUUUUUCUGGAAAUAUAUAUCUUAAGAAAUGUGCUGUAUAUUUAUUUGAAUAAAGUUCAAAAUACGUAGACAUUUUAUUGUUAUUGUAAUAUAGGGUUAAGGUGCUCAUAGAUUAGCUAUUUAAUAGAGCAUUGUUAUACAAAAGUUGUUGUUUUAAAGUCAAGUUGUAAUCAGAUUACAAAUAAAAUUUGUUUUUCUAAAGUUUCUAGACAUUAAAAUAUAUAACGCGUGUUUACUUUAUGGGUAUCUAUCUAUAUAUCUUCUGUUUUUUGAGUAGAAGAUGAUUCUUUACAUGAGUAGGACAAAAUAUGAUAAAAUGAUUUUAAUGUAGAUAUAAUAACAAGUCUGGAAUUAUGCUCGGUUAUAUAUAUAUAUAGGUAAUAACUAGUCAUACAUACACAGAUCUUUCCUGCAGAUCUGCUUGAACCUGUUACCUGACGAUUAAAUCUGUAUGUCUAUGAAAAAAGGCACGGAUACACAUUGAAGAUCAAACAAUCAAAUUUUUUGUAUAUGUAUAGUUUUAUUGAACAUUUGAACAUCACGUUAGAUUGUACAGCAUACCACGUACAUUUUAUUAACUCGUCGAGUACCG
This is a messenger RNA of Spodoptera litura, 3032 nucleotides long. It is a transcript of the gene alka, whose product is annotated as glycine receptor subunit alpha alkaliphile. Gene Ontology annotation, cellular component: membrane. Gene Ontology annotation, biological process: monoatomic ion transmembrane transport. The record is from RefSeq and is a predicted model, not a curated record. NCBI's taxonomy places the organism in Eukaryota, Metazoa, Arthropoda, Insecta, Lepidoptera, Noctuidae. Gene Ontology annotation, molecular function: extracellular ligand-gated monoatomic ion channel activity; transmembrane signaling receptor activity.